GUACUCUAAGCCGACCCCCGCCAGCCUUCUGAAGACACACUCUGGUUGAGACUAUCCAAGACUGGUACCUGGUCUUUAGUAGGACACAGCCAUGUCUGACGGCGGGCCGCCUCCAUGCUGCAUCUGCCUGAACGCGUUCACAAGCCCGGUGUCCAUCCCCUGCGGUCACCGCUUCUGCCUGGCCUGCAUCGGAGAGUACUGGAGGCUCCAUCCAGUCUGUCAGUGCCCCCUCUGCAAGGCCAGCUUCCCCACCAGACCCCAACUCUCCCCGGCGCACACGGCCCAGGGAGACGCCACCCGACCUGGGGCCUCGGCAUCCGGCUCGCCCCCGCCAAGACCCGGAGAGGUGCCGUGCGACGUCUGCGCGGAGAGACGUCGAGCGGCCGUCAAGUCCUGCUUGGUGUGCCUGGAGUGUUACUGCGAGGCCCACCUGGAGCCUCACUACCGGGAAGCCGCUCUCUGGCGCCACCCGCUGGUGUCGGUGUGGAAGGACCUGGAGGAGGCCGUGUGCAGGCUGCACGGCAGGAGGCUGGACCGCUUCUGUCGGAGCGAUCAGACCUGCGUCUGUGCCGUGUGCGCCCGGGAGGACCACAGGGGGCAUCGGGUGGUGUCUGUCGCCAAGGAAGCCGUGGGGAAAAAGGUGAAGCUCAAGAGAUCCAUGUCGAGGGUUCAUCAGGUGAUCCAGGAGCACCAGAAGAAGGUGGAGGAGAUCAAGCAGUCCCUGGAAGACGCUAGCAGGGUGGGGCAGGUGGCCAGGAGACAGGGCGAGGGACUAGUCAAAGACCUGGAGCAGGAGGUCGCAGAGCUUCAGAGGAGAAGCACUGAGCUGGAGGAGCUCUCACACACUGAGGACCCCCUCCACCUGCUACAGAGAUUUCCGUCGUUUUCCUCUCCUCCGCACGUGAAGGACUGGUCUCACUCCAUCAAGUCUCUGUUUCAAGACCUGCGGGAGAAACUAGAGAUAUCCUGACUGCACAGAGAUGAACUCUCAGUUUAUUCUAUGGAAUACUGUCCUACUGAAGUGCUUGUAUAGUAUAAUGUUUUACUUUGUAUGGAGACAUCUUUUUUCAUAACUGCACUGUAUAUGAAUGUGGAAUCGGUGUUUAAAAUGUUAAGAAUAGUCUGUCUGUUUAUCCUAUUUAUUGGUUAGCACUGGGUUUUGAUACUUUGAACCUUACUACCUCCUGUGAAUGAAUUUGAUCGAUGUAAUAUUAAUAAAAAUCUUGAUUUGUACUGGC
Molecule: messenger RNA, 1238 nt
Organism: Hypomesus transpacificus
Lineage: Eukaryota; Metazoa; Chordata; Actinopteri; Osmeriformes; Osmeridae
Product: E3 ubiquitin-protein ligase TRIM47-like
Exons: 4
Coding region: 92-970 (292 amino acids)
Molecular function (GO): zinc ion binding
Source: RefSeq, a predicted model, not a curated record